Bemisia tabaci is the source of this 5331-nucleotide messenger RNA. RefSeq lists its product as uncharacterized. Lineage: Eukaryota; Metazoa; Arthropoda; Insecta; Hemiptera; Aleyrodidae. Gene Ontology annotation, molecular function: polyamine oxidase activity. The record is from RefSeq and is a predicted model, not a curated record.
GGGGGGGGGGGGGGGGAGCGGCUGUCCUGAACAUCUUGACUUCGGGGUCAUCAUCUCUCCUUUAGACAUUUUCACUCUCUUCUUUCUGAAAAUUUUUCUUUUUCUACACCAUAUUAUGAAUCCAUUCCAUCCAGAUUUAUAAUCUAUCGUCCCUCAAUAUCGGAGUUAGUUGGUAAGAGCAAAUAGAUAGCUCAAGCGUGUGGCAAUCGCAGUUUACAUUCCAAUUUUGAAAAGUUGCGUUACACCUCCGAAAGAAUCAUCAAAAUUCAAAUUUCGCGGUUUUUUGUGAGCGCCGUCGACGGUACAGCGCUCUGUAUUCGGAGAUGCGCAACUCGAGACCACGUUGUAGGUUAUGUCAAACAUGUCAACAAUAUCUCUUAUCAAUUAUCCCCUUAUCAACGUUUUAACACGCCUCUUCAUAUCAUACCGGUCUGAUAUCGAUUUUUACGUAUGUGCAAGUGUCUAAAGAUGUAUUUCACUAUCUAAUAUUUUUGUCUCAGCAAUAUAUAUUUGUGCUAGUGUAUUAAAAGUCAGACUGAUUAUUUAUCCUCUGCUUUUUAGACUUAUCAUCAUCUGGAUAAUUCAGCACUGAGGAUUUGAUAAUUAUCGUGUAGAAGGUAUGGUUGGGAAUUGUUUCCUCUAGAUAGUGGCUUUAUUAAUUUUUUAAUAGAUUUUAACGUGGAGUCUGCCAUUAACUAUCCUCCUCCUGAUCAAAGAAUCCCUUUACUGAAACACUCUUGAUCAUUUAUUGACUUCUAAUCCAUGAAGUUCGGAGCUGAUACAAGACUUCUCGAUAGUACCAUCUCAGCCCUAACGCACAGUAGAAUGAAUUGCGCCAGAAUUAUUGUUGUAGGCGGUGGAGCCGCAGGUACAGCAGCCGCAACGAGAUUGGUUCAAAACGGGUUUGAGAAUGUGACGCUUCUGGAGGCUGGAGGAAGACUUGGUGGGCGGUGUCAUACUAUAGCUCUAGGUGAGGAGCAUGUUGACCUGGGUGCUCAGUGGAUCCAUGGAGAAGAAGGAAAUGCUGUAUAUGCAAUGGCAGCCCCACUAAAUUUGACAAAAGACUCUAUUGUCAGCAAAGCCAGCAUAGUCAAUGCCAAGUUUUUCAAGCCCGAUGGAAGUAUGAUGGACUCAAAAAUAUCCGAUUCCCUCUUACUUUACUGUUUCAAAAUUGCUGAGAAAAUUCAUGCUCAAGAGCCAUCUUCGAACCGAUCCUUGUCUCUUGGUGAUGUUUUCAUGAAGAGUUUUAAUGAAAACCUACUUGAACUGAAAGACGUCAACAUUUGUGAUGCUGAUAUUAAUCAAAUUCUGGAGUGGUUCCACAAAUUUGAAAAUUCUUUAGAAGCAUCAGACUCUUGGUACGAUGUCUCCUUCGAGGGUUAUCGCAAGUAUGAAGAGUGUAAUGGCAAUCUAAAUGUUGCUUGGAAAACUGGAGGCUAUUCAAACGUUAUCGAUUUACUGUUGCAGCGGCAACCCAAGUCAAAAUCGGAAAUACAUUUGAACGUGCAAUUUGGUAAAGAAGUUACCAAGAUUGUCCAGGGAGAGCAUGAAUUGGUUUUAACAUGUGCUGACGGAAGUGUUUUCACUGCUGAUCACACUAUAGUCUGUGUGUCCUUGGGUGUUCUGAAAGCGAACGUCCCGUUCAUGUUUAACCCACCUCUCCCUGGUAAAAAAUUGCUUGCAAUUAAUACAUUAGCGAUGGGAGUUGCUGAAAAAUUAUUUAUUCAGUUUCCGUAUCGCUGGUGGCCAGACGAGUGGCCAUCUCUUCAAAUUCUGUUAGACUCUAAUAUCAAAGAAGAACUUAAAGAGAUGAAGAAAGAAUGGUUGGAGGAAGUCUUUUCUUUUUUUGUGCUGGACAAUGCUCCAAAUACUCUCUGUGGUUGGGUAGGAGGGAACGCUGCUCGCUAUGUAUCAAACAUACCGGAUGAGGAAAUUAAAAAUGAUUUACUCUUUCUUUUAAAGAGGUAUUUGUCAAAACUUUAUCAAAUUCCCAACCCAGUUCGAUUUGCAAGGUCAAAUUGGUACGGCAAUACCCACUUUAGAGGCUCUUACUCUUUUGUCACCGUUCAGGCGAAUGAGAACAAUUCAUCAAGUGAAGAUUUAGCCGAGCCCAUCCUAGAUGCCUUUGGUAGACCGGUGAUAAUGUUUGCCGGUGAGGCCACCCACUCGCAUUUUUUUUCAACUGUGCAUGGAGCCAUUGAAACUGGCUGGAGAGAGGCAGAUAGAUUGCUCUCAUAUUACAGUAAAGUGCAACAUGUGAAUACCGCAAUCAUUGGCGGAGGUAUGGCUGGUUUAGGGGCAGCAGUCACACUCGAAAAAAAUAAUGUGGAUUAUGUCAUCCUGGAAGCACAAAAUCACUUGGGUGGAAGAAUUCAAUCCAUAAAUGAAGGGUCAACAGUCAUGGAGCUUGGAGCACAGUGGCUUCACGGGACCGAAAACGGCUUGUAUCAAUGGGCGCAGGAAGGUGGCUUAUUGUCUGAUCAAGUGGGUUCCGAAGGGAAAGGCCUGUAUCUGAGGGACGAUAAAACAGUGGUGUCGCAAACAGUUGUAGAUAGAGUCAGUGACGAAGUUAACUUAAUUUUGAAGGAGAUGGAGGACUUUUCACCAUUCAGGAUGAAAAAUUUGUCUCCUAAAACCACAACAACAAAAUCAGUGGGUGAAUAUUUGGCGGCAGAGUUCAAAGAUCGUCUUUCCAAAUUACCGGAGGAUAUUUUGCAAACAGCUCUGCAGCUUUUCAACUGGCAUUGGCGAUUUCAGAUUAUCGAUAACGCGUGCGAUUCCCUUGACUCUCUACCGAUCGAAGAGUGGGGCAGUUACUCUUUGAAUGGAUCUCAAGAUAACAUUGUAUUGAAAAAUGGAUAUUCAUCUCUUGUUAAACUUAUUUCUUCAGCUCUAUCACAAGACAGGAUUAAGCUGAAUACUGCCGUUAAAAAAAUCCGAUGGUAUGGUGGUGCAUCUUCAGAUCAUGUCCAGCUCUCCAGCUUUAAUAUUAUAUCAAGCAAUAUCACCGAUGAGCUGAUAUCAAAGUUAAAUUUAAAAAAUUGCACCAAUUGUGAGUCUGCUCAUCAACUCCAACCAUUGAGCACUUUAUACCCUGUCUCGAUUUUGUGUGAAAAUGGAAUUCAAAUUCUUGCUCGUCAUGUCAUUGUAACUUGCUCGUUAGGAUUUUUGAAGAAACAUCACCAUGAACUCUUUUCACCCCCUUUACCUCUGCUCCAUCGCAACAUGGUAAACACCAUUGGCUUUGGUGCGAUAGAAAAAAUUUUCCUCAUCUUUGAGCAAUGUUGGUGGAAUCAAUCUACAGAAGGAUUCCAGCUAUUAUGGACGCAAGUCACAUCUCACUCCACUGAAAAAGAGUUAGGUAUGAAUUGGAUUCGAGAUGUAACGGGUUUUGAUGUUCUUAGUCGUGAGCCGCCCAUAUUAGUUGGAUGGGUUGGUGGUCCCGGGGCUAAGGUAGUGCAAGAUCUUUCAGAAGAAAAACUAGCCCAAGAUUGUCAAGUCCUGUUGCAAAAAUUUCUUCAUGAGAAAGUGCCAUUACCAAAAAAAGUUGUCCGAUCGCAGUGGAUAAGUAAUCCUUUUAUUAAAGGGGGCUACAGUCAUGCAACUAGAAAUUGUCAGCAACUUGGAUUAAGACCAGUUGAUCUAAACAAAGUUAUCGAUUUUUGUAGUGUCAACAAUACUGUUCGCCAUCCGGUCAUUUUAUUCGCAGGAGAGGCCAAUAGUGAACAUGAUUUUUCUACAACACAUGGGGCGUAUCACUCAGGUAUUGAUCGAGCUUCUAUUUUGGUGGAACACUCAAAGAUAAUGAGCAAAUUAUGAAAUAAUUAUUUGGCACCAUAAUUGGACUUCAUUUUGCAAUGAGGAACUGCGAUUUUUGGCUCAUCCAUGAAAGCACCUAUUUGCAUGAAGAAUCUAUUGGCACAAAUGUUGUUUCUCAAAUGAGCUGGAAAUACCUAUUAGUUUUCCAUUGUAAAAUGUAGUCCAGCUAUUGUCACAAUUUAAUUGUUACUAUAAAUUAGGGAUACUAUCUUUGAAGUAAAAAAUUUGUUUGGGAAAUAAAAAUAAUGUCUUCAUUUUUUGGCACAAAAAAUUAUUUUGUUUUAAAAGUUACCUGAAUAAUUUAGCAAAGGAGAGGGAAAACAACAGAAUGCCCACUACUUAAUUAUAUUGCCAAAAUACUAUUUAAUAAGAUUGAAAUAUUGAGUAUCAUGAACAAAUGACCUCCAGAGCAAAAUAAUAUUCACAACAAAAUUUCAAACUCAAAGUCCUGUAUCUUAAUAGUGCAGGUGUUACUCAGGAUGUAACUUCAUGAAUUUACUUAGGUAUUUGAAUCGAAAAUGUGUUUUUAUCCCUCACCCAAGUAGCACAGUGCAAUGUAAACAUUAAAAUAAUUUUGCAAUUUAAUGCAAUAAAGUUGCAACUUUUUUUUACCUUGUAAUUGAAUUGAAAUUUGAAUUUUUAUUUAAUUUGGUCAAUAAAUACCGAUUUUAGAUAAUCAACAAAAUACAAGUCCCAUGUGUUAACGGUGCCAAUUUGCAAUGCGAAUCAAAUCGCAAAGUAUUUAAAUUUCAUUGCUGUAAAUUUCAAUGAGAGGAACCCCUCCAUUUAGUGAAAAGGUAACACACGGGACACUCUGAUACAGUAGCAAUAAUUUUACUAUGUAAUUGCAAUUGAUUGCAACCUGUGCUGCUUGGACAGGUCAAAUACGGAAACGAGUUACAAAUUUUUAAGACACUUUAACCCUGUAAUGGUUGCUGUAUGGUAGUAGGAACAUUGCUGCAUUAUAACCUAUGUCUGUAGCCAAGAAUAUAAUUAAGUAACGUAAGGAUUAGGUGAAGCUGUGUUUUAGGUUACCAAUAGACUGUGAUACUCAAGCAUGGAAACAAACUUUAUAAUCUCUAUGCAGGACUUCAUUUUGCAAUGAGGAGCCGCUAUUUCAUGUACAUCCAUAAUAACGCCCAUCUACAAGAGAAAACUAAUUGAACAUAAAUAUGUCGUUAACCUGAGUCAGAGGUAAAAGUUCCGAAUUGCAAAAUGUAGCCCAAUUGGACUGCACUUUGCAAUUUGAAACUAUAAAUUCUUGCUCUUCUUGAAAAACACUUAUGUGCAUAGGGAAACUAAUGGCACAUACGUUGUUUUUAAACCGGGCUAGAAUUUAUAGUUCCAAAUUGCAAAAUGUAGUCCAAUUGAAUUUUAGCUUAAUGUAGGUUUCAAAUUGUAUAGCUUAAGAAAAUUUUUGUAAGUGCAUUUUUGCUUUUCUGAAAUGUUAGAAUCAAUACACAUGUGAGUGAGGAGCAAUACAAAUAAAAAUUAAAGUUUUUUUUUAACACA